UUUAAUUAUCAUUAUCUAGUUCUAGAUACAUAGGUUUGAACUCUAACUGCAAAGGACGUACAAUUCCUAAUGCGCCUGCCCCACCUCUUAGGGGACAGCUUUUCGAGGACUCCAAGGUCUUCAAGAGAGCGGAUUGGCCGUAUCCCAGAGGCUCCGCCCCUCUUCAACCGCCAGCCAAUCGUUUCCUCAGGCAGUGACCAGGCCUCAGAGGGGCGGAGGCAGGUCUCGGGUAUGUAAACGCGGGCCUCGUGUCGGAAAGGCAGGGCCCAGUUCACUGCUGGACAGAGCUUCGGUUCCUCCCGGCUCUUCUGCCUCUGGGGAGGCUCCUACCAUCGACCACAGGAGAAACCAGACGCCUUCCCCUCUAACUAACACCUUCUCGCUUAUCCUGCCAUCCCCCAAUCCCACCCCAACUCCCGCAAUGUCCACCAAAGAAACUUACAGCAACAGCGCCUCUCGCAACCCCAGCGCCGCCUCUCGCGGCCCAGCCCCUGACAAGAAAACGCCCACAGCGCCCCCUCGGGCGGCGGGCGGCAGUGCAAGGGGGCGGGGAGGUGGCGGUAGCUCCCGCGGAGGCUCCCGAGGGCCCUCCGGAACCCUUGAGUACCGGGCCCGAGGCUCCUGCUACCGGGAAACGCCGCUCUGUUUUAAACUCGAUAGCUCCGUCGUCGGGGCGGUCAUAGGUCGGGGUGGAGCAAAAAUAAAGGAAAUUCAAGAAUCAACAGGUUCUAAAAUUCAGAUAAUAAAGGGGGAUCUAGAGUCAGAAACCAGAAUAUACGGCAACAAGGAGAACCAGAAAUCAGCUAAGUUAAUGAUAGAGGAAAUAGUAAAAAAAAUAGAAAAGUAUUCUAAAGAAGACACAAAAACUGGAAACCCUCUGAAAUCAUCCUGUAAUGAAAAUGGCCCAGAGAAAAAAGUUCCAGUAAUUGAUUGGGAGGCUAUUAAACAGGACCAUCUCCACUACAUUAAAACAAAAUGGGACGGUCUUCCCCCAAUUAAGAAAGAUUUCUACAUAGAAUCUUCAAAAACAAAAUUAAUGUCACAAACACAAGUAGAUAAGUGGAGGGAAGAAAACAAUAAUAUAAUGUGUGAUGACUUAAGAGAAAAUGAAAAACGUAUAAUUCCCAAUCCAGUAUGUACAUUUGAAGAUGCAUUUGAUCAUUAUCCUGAUGUUAUGGCUAAUAUAAAGAAAGUAGGUUUUACAAGACCUACACCUAUCCAGUCACAAGCAUGGCCAAUAAUAUUAAAAGGAAUUGAUCUAAUUGGUAUUGCCCAAACUGGCACAGGAAAGACUUUAGCCUAUUUAAUGCCAGGAUUUAUUCAUCUUGAUUUACAGCCACGAACCAUGGAGAAAAGGGAUGGUCCUGGAAUGCUUGUGUUGACACCAACGAGAGAAUUGGCUUUACAAGUAGAAAGUGAAUGUAAAAAAUAUACCUACAAAGGAAUUAAAAGCAUUUGUAUAUAUGGUGGUGGAGACAGAAGAGGUCAGAUUGAACAUGUUACUAAGGGUGUAGAUAUUGUCAUUGCUACUCCUGGUAGACUCAAUGAUCUUCAAAUGAAUGAAUUCAUCAACCUGAAUAGCAUCACAUAUUUGGUUCUAGAUGAGGCUGAUAAAAUGUUAGACAUGGGGUUUGAACCUCAAAUAAUGAAGAUUUUAUUAGAUGUUCGGCCAGAUAGACAAACUAUUAUGACCAGUGCUACUUGGCCUGAUGCUGUACGUCGCCUUUCACAAAAAUAUUUGAAUGAUCCAAUGAUUGUUUAUGUUGGAACUCUGGAUCUUGCGGCUGUAAAUACUGUGAGGCAGAAAAUAAUCAUAACCACAGAACAAGAGAAGCCUGCUCUUAUACAUUCCUUCAUUGAUUCAAUGAAGCCUGAAGAUAAAGUAAUUAUUUUUGUAGGAAGAAAACUGAUUGCUGAUGAUAUAUCCAGUGACCUGAGCAUUAAGGGUUUACCUGUACAAUCAUUACAUGGUAAUCGGGAGCAAAGUGAUCGUGAACGAGCACUGAACGAGUUUAAAACAGGAAUAGUAAGAAUAUUAAUAGCUACAGAUUUGGCAUCACGAGGUCUUGAUGUCUUAGAUAUCACCCAUGUUUUUAACUUUGAUUUUCCUCGAAACCUCGAGGAGUAUGUCCAUAGAGUAGGACGAACUGGAAGAGCUGGGCAUACAGGGGAAUCAAUUACCCUACUAACUAGGAAUGAUUGGAAAAUAGCUGGUGAAUUAAUCAACAUUUUGGAGAGAGCCAACCAGGAAAUUCCAAAUGAGCUUAUAUUAAUGGCUGAAAGAUAUAAACAGCACAAACAGAAAAAAGAUGAAGAAAGAAACAUGUCAAGAACUCGUGGAAGGACAAGAAACAUUUAUUGAUUUUUGGAAGCAUAUACAAUCCAGGAAACAACUUACUUUUGGAGUUGUUGCCUUUCAGCUCAGCCAAAGCUAAACAGUGAGGGCAUUGGAAGUCAUCAAAGGAAAGACAAUUCUGGAUUUGGUUUUUUCCCUUUUUUUUUUUUUUUUUUUAAUAUAUUGUCAAGAAACGAGUAUUACAUUGAAAGUUCAGAUCUGAAUGUAAGUAAAAAAAAUAUGACUUGCAUAUGAAAGGACAGUUCAGUCGUCAAUAUGUUUAAAGAUAUAGACAUCUUAGAACAUUUUUGUACUUUGUUUAAUAAAAUCAAAAGUAUUUUAAAAACUUUAGAUUCUUUGGAGCCUUUUCCUUCCCCUGAUUCCCUUCUCCUCUCCUCACUAAAACAAACACAAAAAACCCCUUCAAACUAUUUCUUGUAUAAUUAGAGUACAUAUUCUAAUAAAAUUAGGAAUUUUGCCUUCUUUCUUAUGAUACGUUUUCAUUUCUGUUGUCCAAUUCAGCUAUGGCUGGACAUGUGGCUUUUGUUUCACCAAGGGGUCUUCUCCAGUGCUUUGGAUGCAGUUUCUAAAUUAGCCCUACUUCAAAUGACCAGUUCCUACUUUCUCUUUUGACUCCUCUAGGCUAUACCUUUGCGCCUGAAGGGAACAUUGGCUGAUUGGCUCCAUAGGACACAUUAUCACUUGCCACAAGGUUAACAAUCCAGUGACCUUCCUCCAAUAGACCUCUCCAGCCACUGAAAAUAUUCAUGAACUCAUUCCUUAAUGGUUAGCCUGCUCCCAUCAUACCCUGAUGAUAAGAGUGAUUCUGAACUCCCAGUUUUCAUGAUAGAAAUCCUUCAUGAUACUCUAUCCUUCAAUGUCACCUCAACUCUAACCACCUUUAUCCUAUGACCUACUCUAAAUCUACCCACCCCUUCCACUGUGCUCUCUAAAAUGACUACUCCA
This is a messenger RNA of Antechinus flavipes (yellow-footed antechinus), 3301 nucleotides long. RefSeq names its product DEAD-box helicase 43 (gene DDX43). Gene Ontology annotation, molecular function: ATP binding; RNA binding; RNA helicase activity. The record is from RefSeq and is a predicted model, not a curated record. The transcript is spliced from 16 exons. NCBI's taxonomy places the organism in Eukaryota, Metazoa, Chordata, Mammalia, Dasyuromorphia, Dasyuridae. The coding region runs from base 422 to 2362 and encodes 646 amino acids.